CUUUGCCAAACCGAGCCGUAAAUCGAGCCGUGCUCGUGGUUACGCAUCGUUAGAACAACGACACGCCGUGAAUAAUACGCUUGCGCACGUGUCGAACGGUUGCCAAGUCCUCGAAGCGACGCACUGCGCUCUACAUUAGCUCCCUGCACCGGAGGCUGCCAAAGCGUACGCCAACGAUGCGACGCCUCGCCAUAGCACUCGCAACCGCGAGCGCAUUACAAGUCCUCGACUACGGCCCCGGCCGCAACCACGACCUCGUGGAAGUGGGCACCGAUUCUGUUUUUGUCGACUUCGACGAAGCCGUCAGCGCUUGUGAGGACCAGCCGUCAGCUGCUAUCUGCGUCUACCAGAACGGCAAGGACCGUAGUUGCAGCGACGGCGCGCCAGAGGCCGAUGCGAAGAGGGGUGUAGUGAAGUUACCAAAUGAGCUCAAGCAGUUCGACGCGCGGUACGACAUCGCCCUGGCGCAAGGCGUGUUUUGUGCCGUAAACGGUACUGCACUAUCGGAACCCGUGCGCUGGACCGUGCAGACGGUGACGGAGCCGGAGGUCGACGACGAGGCGACCACCUGUGCGUAAAUCAAGCAGUGAGUCGGGUGCACCACGCCAUCGAGCAGGUGUCGCGUCGAACGCGCCGUAAAAUUUGAUUUCCACACAGGCGACCACGGCGAACACGACCACCACCGUAGACCAAGUCGAGGUCUACGGCCUAGGUAUAUUUGUCUCCGAUGUCGCCUCAAUAGACCUGCAGUCGUCGACGUGGUAUGGAGAUGUCGACGUCUACGUCCUCAAGUACUACCGGCCCUUCCUCGAGCUCGACAGCGCCCUCAAGGAAGCGACGCGACCGACCGACCGCGGCCGAGCGUGCGACGUCGAUGCAACAGACAAGUGGCUCUUCUUCAAGAACGAAGAUUUACCCGAGCUCCAGUUUGUGAACAUCGGUAAAAACCCUUCAAAAAAUCCCAUAGUCCAGGAUGAUAGAUUUGACCACCUCCGGGUGCAGUCGGAAUUUUACUUUUCUCCGUCCAUCGCCGAGUAUCCGUUUCAAACCCAAACUUUGCCCAUUACGCUGGAACUACCACCGGAGCUAUCGGCAGGCGCGCCGUCCAAAGUCCUCUGUCUGCUCGAGACGUACAGCGGCUUCGCGACCAAACUCAGUUCUUUCGCGUCUGUGGACGAAAAAGAUGCGACUCUGUCCGCCAAAGUUGUGGUCGACGAAGCGGCUCGGCGGCCGCCCUUCGCGAGAAAUUGCGAGGCGCAAUUGUCUUAUCCUUCAUCCGGCUGCCCGCCGACCAGGCAGACCAGUCGUUUGUCCUUAGAACUGAAGUUCGCGCCACCUUCGAGGUUAGGCGCAUUCGUACUCCUGCCGCCGUCGUUCAUCGCUUUAUUUGCGAUCGUUUCCUACGCGCAGAGCAACGCCCGGUGUGGAAAUCAAUUCCUGCGUCUGCUCGAUGGCGUUCACUGAUUGAUUUCCACACAGGCAACGCGGGCCUGCGGCUGGUCUACCACGUGACGCUGAUGCUGGCCGCGGUGACGCAGCACGCCGCCAUACGGUCAGCGUUGCCACCGCGGGCGCCUACUACUGCUGCGGACGACUUCGCGUUCUGCGUCUACGCCGUGGUCGCGGUCGCGGUGCUCGCGGCCGUCGCGGAGAUGCUCGCGCCAAAGGUCCGCAUGGACUGCCUGUGCCUCGCGCCAGCAUCCCUCUUGAUCUUCGUCCACGCGCGGCCGCCGAUCAGCCUCGACGCACCUUUGGCUGUCGCGGUCAUGCUCGUCUUCUGCGGGGCCGCGGCGCUCGCCUGCGCGCGGCGGAUGCUGCACAAGCCGGGCGGCGACCCGGGCGGCGCCUACGCGCGCGUGAGCUCGUCGGACGUCCGGCGGCAGUCCUCGUUGCAAGAAAACCUUCUUGAUGAUGACGACUACAAGGAGGACGAGCCGCCCGAGUCCCCGACAACUACCAUUCGGAAACGAAACUUGGAGAUGGUGGAGCGCGGGGGGGAAUUUGUAUAGUUUUUGA
Messenger RNA from Pelagomonas calceolata, 2016 nucleotides. The record is from the annotation of a GenBank genome assembly. Lineage: Eukaryota; Pelagophyceae; Pelagomonadales; Pelagomonadaceae.